UGCGGGCUGCCAUAAGCUGUAACGUAAUCAACAAGCACAGCAGUACAUUUUAAUCCAGAUGCACUGAUGACGAGGUGAACUUUUCGGUGGGCGUCAGAAUCAGUGAUAUAUCUUCAGCGAGCAAGCCCCGAUUCCUCGAAACACCGUCAAUGGACACCUGUGUAUAAGCAAUGCAGAUUAAUCAGCGGACUUUCAUGAAUGCACGGGAAAUGUUUGUCGCCGUUAUAGCCCUGCAAUUCGCGCUUUCUUGGUGCGCAAAAACAGAAAAAGAGGUCAUCGCAUAUCCAAGCGUGUUGGAAGAGAGGACGGCCGGGGAAAGCAUGGUCCUUAAGAUUACAGAAGACAUAACACUGAAUCUUGAAAGAAGUUUCGUACUGGCUGAUGAGCUACUCUUUGUUACGAGCGGUAAGGAAGAACACCGUGUGGAAAAAGUGGACACGUCUUCCAUUCAGAAGGAUCUGUACCACGACACGCAUCGGCAGGCUUCCGUGAUGGUACGCAGUAUUGAUGGAGCAGUCCAAGUCGAAGGUAUCCUUGACAGCGUGUUGAGAAUCAAGCCCUUACUACAGGCACCACGUUCUCUUGAUGGACAAAUACCACACAAAGUAUACGAAGUUGAGGAGAAGUUAGACUCGAGAGCAAUGCGUAUGGCCUAUGGACCAUCGCGAAAAAGGGGACAAUGGAACCGACAGAGGAAAAACAAUACCCGGAGACAUGAGGCUACGAACCAAGGGAACUCGGACGUUUUUGUUGUGGAAGUGCACAUAAUUUCGGACAUGAAGCACCAGCGUAGCUUCAAGAAAAACGAGGAACUGAUUGCCUACAUGGCAGUCACGACCAACGCUGUCAACUUAAGAUAUCUCGACAUGCAAAGACCUAAGAUCAGCUUCAUCCUAGUUGGAAUAACACGGAGCAAAGAUGAUGCUUUCGCAACUAAACACCAAGGCAUGUUGGAUGCGCCGGCGACGUUGGGUGGGCUCGAAAAAUAUAUCGACAAUGGAAGAGUCCCUGGAAGCAACGACAUCGUGAUGCUUGUAACAGGGUUGGACAUGUUCAACAGACCAAACGGAAAAAUUAACAACGGUCUGGCCGGUCUUGCAUUCUGUGGCACUGUUUGCCAAAAGUUGAAGAUUGGCGAGAGCGAGGACAUCGCAACUACUUACAACGGAGUCACUGCAAUCGCCCACGAGUUGUGUCACGUGAUGGGGUCACCACACGAUGAAACCCCUGAGUGCCCCUGGGAAGAAGGAUACCUGAUGAGCUACGUUGACGGAGGACUCAAGAAGUAUCGCCUCUCUCCUUGCAGUGAGAAGUCCAUGCGCAAUGUCUAUCAGAAACUUAAGCCGGAGUGUAUACAGGUGCAGGCGAAGGUGAACUUGAUGAAAGAUCACCAGCAAUACCCAGGCCAAACAGUGCGGGCGAUGUACUACUGCAAGAAGGUCUUGAAGCAGUCUGGAGGAAGAUGGUUUGUCCAGCACCCCGAUGACCUUAGCAGAAAGUGCAAAAUGUCCUGCUGCCAUCAACUGGGGGUCCGGCGUACUUGUUAUAUUGUGACUGUUCUAACAGGAAUGUCAUGUGGCCGUGGAAAGACAUGCAGAAGAGGGGUGUGCGGAAGGCACGACUAUCCAUGAAUAGAAAGGAAAAACUGGAAAUAUUACAUGACCAUUCAAAUGAACGCAUCGACAAACUCUUAAUACUUGGACAAUAAACAAUUUAUUCACAAUUACUUUACGCUGGAAAAUGAAGCUUACACUCUGACAG
Rhipicephalus microplus (southern cattle tick) is the source of this 1761-nucleotide messenger RNA. Its product is annotated as venom metalloproteinase antarease TserMP_A. Gene Ontology annotation, biological process: membrane protein ectodomain proteolysis. Gene Ontology annotation, molecular function: metalloendopeptidase activity. NCBI's taxonomy places the organism in Eukaryota, Metazoa, Arthropoda, Arachnida, Ixodida, Ixodidae. The record is from RefSeq and is a predicted model, not a curated record.